This is a messenger RNA of Cololabis saira (Pacific saury), 5987 nucleotides long. Its product is annotated as RNA-binding protein 15-like. Gene Ontology annotation, cellular component: nucleus. The transcript is spliced from 2 exons. The record is from RefSeq and is a predicted model, not a curated record. Bases 59 to 2611 code for a protein of 850 amino acids. Gene Ontology annotation, biological process: regulation of alternative mRNA splicing, via spliceosome. Lineage: Eukaryota; Metazoa; Chordata; Actinopteri; Beloniformes; Belonidae. Gene Ontology annotation, molecular function: mRNA binding.
UCAGUGACAUGGCGGCUGCACGGCUCGUCUAGAGACGGAGUGCUUUCUGACCCCGUUCAUGCAGUUGACUUCAGUUUCAGUCGCGCAAAGGGUGCAUUUAAGUUCGAGUAGCGUUUUCGUAAUGAAGGGCAAAGAGCGAUCUCCGCUGAAGAAGCGCUCCCGGGCGGGGGACGACGGCCGGGAGCGGGAGCGGGAGCGGGGAGGGAGCUACCCGGGCGGGAAGAAGCCCGCAGCCCCGCCGGGCAGCGGCGGCUCCGCUCCGGGCUCCGCUGCGGGCUCCGCGUCCUCCAGGAGGAGCUUACACUGCGACAAGAGGGACUCCCGGGACUCGGACGGACAUCAUUUAUCGAGCAGAGCGGGCGGUGGAGGCGGUUACGAGUACGGGGGAGUUUCCUCGGGGCCGCCGCCAGGGGGCGCUGCUGUCUCCGCCCGGCCGCCCGCUCACCCGGGCAGCGAGUACAAGACCCUCAAGAUCAGCGAGCUGGGCUCCGAGCUCAACGACGAGGCCAUCGAGGACGGGCUUUUCCACGAGUUUAAGAAGUUUGGAGACGUGAGUGUCAAAAUCAGCCGUGAAAACGACGACAGGGUGGCGUUUGUGAACUUUAGAAGGGCGGACGACGCCCGGGCGGCCAAGCACGCCCGCGGCAAGCUGGUGCUGUACGACCGGCCGCUGAAGAUCGAGACCGUUUACAUGAGUAAGCGCAGGAGCCGCUCGCCCCCUGUGGGGAAUAACAGAGCCGCGCAUGCGCAGAGAGGCCUGUCUCCCACGGGGAUGGGUUACAGAGACUACAGGCUGCAGCAGCUGGCCAUGGGCCGCCUCCCUCCUCCACCGCCUCACCUCAGAGAGCUUGAAAGAGAGAGGGAUUUCUCGAUAUACGAAACCAGGAACAGACCCCCGUUCAUCGCUGAGUGCUCUGUUUUCCGGGAGGAGGAUAUGCUCAGCCCCGAGGACGACCAGAGGGCCAACAGGACGUUGUUUCUGGGAAAUUUGGACAUUGGUGUCACGGAGAACGACCUGAGGAGGGCGUUUGACCGCUUCGGCGUGAUCACCGAGGUGGACAUAAAGCGGGCGGUGAGAGGGCAGAGCAACACCUACGGAUUCAUCAAGUUUGAGAAUCUUGACAUGGCUCAUCGGGCUAAAAUAGCCAUGUCGGGGAAAAUUGUGGGUCACAACCCCAUCAAGAUUGGAUACGGCAAACCGACGCCGACGACCAGACUGUGGGUGGGCGGGCUCGGACCCUGGGUGCCGCUGGCUGCUCUGGCCAAAGAGUUUGACCGCUUUGGCACCAUCAGGACUAUAGACUACAGGAAAGGGGAGGUGUGGGCUUACAUCCAGUAUGAAAGCCUGGAUGCUGCUCAGGCUGCGUGUACUCACAUGAGAGGGUUUCCUCUCGGUGGCCCUGAGAGGAGACUCAGAGUGGACUUUGCAGACACAGAGCAUCGCUAUCAGCAGCAGCAGUACAUGCAACUUCCUCUCCCCUUGCCGCAUUAUGAUUUGGUCCCCGAGCCCUUUUCUCACCGCCUCUCUGAAUCUGUGAGAGCGAGAGAGCGGUCCCCCCCUCGCUUUAGAGACCGGGAUAUCUACUCCACUGCUGAAUGGUCUGGUCUGAAUGUCCAUGACAGGAUACGAGGACCGGGCUUUGAUCCCAUCGAUCGUCUGGACAGGCAUCCGAGAGAUAACUGGUCAUUGGAGCGGGAGCUGCAAAGCAGGAAAAGGAGACAUGUGGACGACGGCUGGCGGCCAGAACGCUCACCUGAAAACACUGACUAUGGUCUGGGCCGUCGUGGCGGCUCGUUGGACCGCAGUCCUGGAGGAAGCAGUCGUGACGGCGGGCGCUGCAGCGACCCCGAGCGCCCGCCCCGCCCUAGCAGAACUUCUCCUGCCCGAGAGCGGCAGAACAACCACGACACCGCCUUCGCAGACAAGAGAAAAAGAACACACAGCCCGUCUGAGGCGGGUUCCAGCUUUGACAAAGAUCGCAAACAUAAAGCUGGUGACUCGUCUAAGAGCCCGGUGAAAAGGGAGCAUCACUCAGAGCAUCCAUUCCCAAACUCCUCCAAGUCGAGCCUGGCCCCUGAUCCUACCAACGAUGGACAGAAGCUGAGCCAGGCCUGGCAGGGAGUCAUCCUGCUCAAGAACAGCAGCUUCCCCACCACCCUGCACCUGCUGGAGGGCGACAUGAGGGUGGCGUCCAGUCUACUAAUAGAGGGCGCCACAGGGGGGAAGACGCCCCAGCUGAAGAUCAACCAACGCCUGCGCCUGGACCAGCCCAAGCUGGAUGAAGUCUCUCGUCGCAUCAAGGCCGCCGGCUCCAGCAAUUACUCCAUCCUCCUGGCCGUGCCGGGAAAGUGUGCAGACGGCGAAGGCCAGGACACCAGCAGCUCGACGGAAAGGCCGCUGAAGAACCUGGUUUCCUACUUGAAGCACAAGCAAGCCGCUGGCAUCAUCAGCCUCCCCGUGGGGGGCAAAGGUGACAAGGAGCACGGAGGAGUUCUGCAUGCUUUUCCCCCGUGUGAAUUCUCCCAGCAGUUCUUGGAUGCCUCUGCCAAAGCCUUUGCCAAAUCUGAGGACGACUACAUGGUGAUGGUCAUUAUCAGAGGAGCACCAUAAAAAAAAUAUAUAUGCAGAUGUCUGGUUUUCACAUUCAGUAACUGUUAAAGUGUGUGGUGCAAAAACAGGGAGAAGUAAUGGUAACAAAACAGAGCAGGAAGGUUCUGACAGCCACCAUGACGGUUCUCUAUGAUGGCUUUUAUUUCAUAUUGUUGGAGUUUUAUAGAAAGGAAAAUCCAGUUGGGUUAAAUAGAUUGAUUUGGUAAACUAAUACAAGUGAUAUGUUGCCUUCUGCUGUUGAGUUAUCAGAUAAAUAUACAUUUCCUGAAAGGUACUUUUCUGAAAGUUACUCAGACCAAUCUGCAUCUCUGUGAAUCUGUUCAGUGUAUUGCCUUAUCUCUUUUUUAAAAAGAAACAAGGUUCCUUUAAUAUCAUUUCACCACCUCCCUGUAACAAGACAACUAAGGCCCAAAAGAGAGCAUUUAGCCUUUAUUUGAUUUGUUCUUUGCAUAAUUUGAAUUGAUAACAUUUUAGUACUUAAUUUUCUCCAGUCAAGCUAGAAUUCAAUUAAGCUCACGUGACUUUUAUUUUUCUUUUUAUCCAGCUCUCAUUAAUGGACAUAUUCCAGAUGUGCAUAAGUGUUAUUUGUUGCUGAUUAAGUUACAGUUUUGAGUACCAUCCAGUUCAAAUGUUCAGCGUACCAGUUUUUCUUAUUUUCAGACGGUUUUGGCCAGUCCUGCUCAGAGCUAGAAGAAAAAAAAGACAAGUUGUUCAUGUGAAGGGUUUGUGUGUAUUUGACAUCAUCAUCAGAGAUCCUUUCUGAGCUAUUCCUGGAGGUUGUGUGCCUUUACCAGGUGGGAAAAAUGUAGCUUUCCUUAUGCUUUUUUCCUCAAUAUUCUAUUCAGAAGUGGUUUCUAGAGCAACUAUAUUGUUUUUUUUUUCUUAAAUGUAGAGAGGAUGGACACAUCAAGAAAGCUCUGUAUUUCCCUUCUUGUUUUUAUUACUUUGCAUAAUGUUAAUUGGAGUUGUACUGACCGACUAUAACUUUUUGAUUCAAAUGGGAAAAACUGAUGGAAGUGACAAAUGUGCGCAUAUUACAGUAUUUUAGCCUGACCAGAUCUGGCUUUCUAGAAAACUUAAAGCAUUAAAAUGCUUGGAUUUUUUUAAAUAUAUUUUUUCCAGUAAAAAUAAGCCUGAACAAAUGCUCAGUAUUCAACAGAUUUGUUCUAGUUCAGACAGCUUGUUUGUUUUUUAGGGCUCUUGAUUAAAUAGGCAAAAUUCUCAACAGAGUCACUUUUUUGUGUCCGUCCUUUCUACAAAAUAAUUUUACUGUCAUCGUAUUCACUUUGGUGGUGCAGUUGCUAAAUUAAGCUUAAUUUUUUGUCUGGCAUUAUAAUCUAUUAUUUUGAUUUACUACCCCAACAAAACGUAUACUGUUAAAGAAAAAAAAGAAAAAAAAAGCUGGUGUAAUCUUUGAAUCAAGCGGUAUGUGUAUGUGAUGUACAUGUUUUACUUGAUCUGGAUUCUAAAAGUAGAAAUGAUUGCUACAUUAUCUUUGGACUUUUAAGAGAAAAUGCCUGCCUGUCUGGCACUCCAACAUGCCAUCCUCUGAAAGGACUUUUAAUAAUUGUUUUUCAUGCUUUGAUUUGAGUAUUGUGUUUCAAAUGGAAAGAAAAUGUGUGCUGUAAACUCAGGAUAUCUGGAGAGAGAAGUGGAGAACACCAAUCCUCGGGCCUCAGAAGUAUAGCUAACUGUCAAGAGAAAAAAAACACAAAGUGCAGCUUGCACUUGAUUCAUCUUGUCUUAAUAAAUUUGCUCUUUCGUGGGAAACACGAGUGCCUCGGAAGACAACUUUUGUGACCUUUUCUGUUCUUGGAUUUAUGUAUCAAACUGGAGAGGCUUUCACUUUGACAGCAGGAGCCGUCCCGGCAGGAAGGAAAGGAAGUGUGAGAAAGGAGGGAAGCCUCUCCGUUCUGUGUUUUCCAUGUUUUGCAACAUUUAUCGAAAGGCCUCUUUGAAGAGCUUUUCAUGUGACCUUCAUUCUAAUUGAAAUUUGGUCCAAACUAGAGUACUUUUUUCAGCAAGUCUAGAGUCACUGUGCCACCUUUUGUGUGGCUUGUGCAUCAGUCAAGUCUGUUUCUGUGGAGGCGUGGCUGAAAAACCAGCAAAUCGUCACCCCAGAGUCACCGUCUGCAUCGGGUGGUUUCUGCGGAAGCACGGCAGUGUUAGAUGGCCCCGGCCAUCUUUUUCAUCCCACUCUGGCAGGAAAGCAGAGUGUUAAUUCAGCGUCUCCAGCAGCUUGAGAAGGAGCAGUAUUUGUGUAGUUUUGAAGAGGAAGAUCGCUGUGCUAGGGCCAGACUUCACAUGUCUCAGCCUCUGUCUGGAGGAAAAAGGUUGAGACGGUGACGGCACUUGCCGGAAAUUGGAAAUGAAGCACAACAGAACAGACAAGAUUGCUUCUAGAGUCCAGUCUAGUUGAUGCAUUGAUCUGAUUUCUGCACUGUUUAAAACAUACUGUGGCAAACUGUUUGAGAGCCAAGUGACAGGUGUCAGGCUGCCUGAGCCUGCUGCAGGAUCUAACUCAUCUACGCAUUGCCACGCCGACUCGUCUUCUGGGUCGCCCUCCAAACAGAAGGAUGGGAGAACAGAGGGAGGUGGGGGGGUUGCAGAUCUGUCUUCGGUGUAUCUGGAGCUGCAGGAAUCUGCAGCUUUGAGUCCCUCUCUGGCUGUUCAUGCUUCUGUUUCUCAGAGCGGGUGUGACGUACAUGAGCUGCAGUCUUAUCAGUCAGCAGCGCUGAUGGCAGGCUGAUACGCAGGCUGCUGGAGGAUGACUGUGCGACUGCACCUGCGCAGUCAGGUUGGUAAACGUACGGGCGUCACACUGAGCCAAUGCAAAUACUACUAAUGAGCGCUGGUUUCACAGGAAACUAAGAAUUGCCCUGUUUCAGAGAUAUGCAGGGCUUUGGAAAUAUGUGGACUUUUUGUGGUUUAAAAGGAGCUCUUGCAAAGAUUUGGAGCUGAAAAGUUAUUUAGCUCUAGUUUGCCUUGUUCCUUUUAUUUUAUGCAAACUGUUGCUCAUCCUUAAAAAAAAAUAAAUACAGUUAUUGAGGUGUUGCAUGUGUUCAGAGGCUGCUCUUAAUUAAAAUCUCGAGUGUUUCAGGCAAUCCAUCGACAAAGUUGCAGAAUGAGAAGAGCUUCUCUGUCUGAGAGCGUUCAACUUUACCUGCAGCAUGGAUGACUUCUGUCCGGUCCUUGUUCCACUCAAACAUGCAGAAGUCCUGGAGAUUCGACACAUUCCUUAGGCAUCUAUGAUGAGCUGAAUUGGUGAGUACAUUUUAACUUGGUUUCAAAAAUGUUCAGUUCUUAUUUGUAUGUUUUAAUAUUUGAAAAUCUGGAAUUUAAAUUGUAUUUGACUUGUUUGAAUAAAGGCAGCUAC